GCCUCGAAGAAGCGCAAGCGCUCCGAGCCGAAAGACACGCAAGACGCCAACCCCCGACCGACUAAGCUCCGUGUUAGCAACCCUGUCAGGACCAGAGUGCCGCCGUGCAUAUGGAACAACGUCUUUGGAUGGAGUCAUCCCAAUACGCUGCUUACCUGUCGCGAUAUGCAGUACUUUCGGCCGCUGCUAGUCAACCACACCGUAGUGUGGCGAGAUAGCCGAGUCAACACGUACGGCAACGAGAUUCCAGACCCUCUUCCGGGUCUCACUGAAGAAGAGUAUGCCAACCUCCUCAGCAAUCGUACGGGCUGCCAGGUUGCAGGGUGUGGAGACAAGCUCGCGAGGAAGACCUACUGGGCCUUUUGUAAGCGUUUGUGCCAGGCUCACAUGAGCACAGAACUCGUUAUGGACGCCCUCAAUACUAUCAAGGAGAGGCUAGGAGCAGCACACGUCGCCCUUGCACUCGAACUUCUGAAGUGCGUCACAUCCGGAACUAGGGACUCUUGGAAGAACUAUACCAAGGCCGGGCCAGCCACGGAGCGCUUCACGACCAGCAUCUACCACGUCACGGAGCUAAAAAAUGCCAUUGAGGCCUUCUUGGCCACGUUCCCGGACCUCAACACCGCCUCGGUGGACGAGAAGAAGCUGUACUUCAAGGAGAAGCAGAAGUUGGCCGCAGAGAGGGAAGAGUUUGCCUUGAAGGUGGAGAAGUUCGAGAAGGAGGAGGCACGGAGGGUCCGUGACGAGAACGCACGGUUGAAGAAGGAGCGAAAGGAGGAAUUUUCCCUCCGGGCGGGGGAAAUGGUCCCCCCAAUGGCCCCAGAAGUUCUGGUUCUUUGCCCAAGUUACAAGAAGUCCCUAAACAUCGCAAAGGCCCCCACGACCCAGUCGUGGUCGUACUUGUUGGAGAAGUUGGAGAAGGAGAGGGGGGAGGCGGAGGCGAAGCAUGCACGUAACGUGCAGAACAUGAUGUAGAUGGUAGUCCGAGUAGCAAUCUAAUUCUUUUGGUUCUUGUUUCACUUUUGGCGUAGUAGGGCAUGAUUUGGAGCACCUCUGGGAGUGCUUUGCACUCGUAAAAAAGUCUGCUAUACCCCCGGCUGAUUAGCAGCCCAUGACUCGGCCUUCUGGAUAGGCCAUAUAGAUCGAAUUGUACACUUGAACAUCAUAUUUUUCUCUUCAAAUCGUGAGGUGUGUAUCUUCGAACUGCGACCGUGGAUACGGUGCUGAAGCGCUUCAACUCCUUAUGAAGGGCUGCAAU
Messenger RNA from Mytilinidion resinicola, 1258 nucleotides. RefSeq lists its product as uncharacterized. The transcript has 2 exons. The record is from RefSeq and is a predicted model, not a curated record. Lineage: Eukaryota; Fungi; Ascomycota; Dothideomycetes; Mytilinidiales; Mytilinidiaceae. Bases 166 to 975 code for a protein of 269 amino acids.